Liolophura sinensis is the source of this 1686-nucleotide messenger RNA. RefSeq names its product vitamin K-dependent gamma-carboxylase-like. Gene Ontology annotation, molecular function: gamma-glutamyl carboxylase activity; vitamin binding. Gene Ontology annotation, biological process: peptidyl-glutamic acid carboxylation. The record is from RefSeq and is a predicted model, not a curated record. NCBI's taxonomy places the organism in Eukaryota, Metazoa, Mollusca, Polyplacophora, Chitonida, Chitonidae.
AUGUAUCGCCCAUUGGUAGGCUCCAGACAUGACCAAGGCAUAGAAACAUCACCAGGCAAGAGGCGAGAUCAUAGAUCUGUCGAGAGUUGCCGAGACAAAUUUGAGCGAAUAUUUGGCUUCCGUUUGUCGGAUUUGACUACUGUUGAUCGGUUCGUGCAGCUAAUGAACAGACCGACGGACCCGGCCUGUUUGGGUGUGAUGCGAUUUGUGUUUGGUUUGUUGAUGCUACUCGACACGGUGCAGGAAAGAGGCAUGUCACGUAUCAGAGUUUGGGAUGACCCAGGCAGAUGUGACUUCCCGCUGUUCGACUUUCAGCCUUUCCCAGUACAAUGGAUGGCAAUGGUGUACAUCUGUAUGGCAUUAGGAGCUUUUGGCGUCAUGCUGGGAUUGCUUUUCCGCCUGAGUAGCUUGAUGUUCGUCAUACCCUACUGGUACCUCUUCCUGCUGGACAAGUCUCGAUGGAAUAACCACUCCUAUCUCUUUGGCCUGACCGGAACCCUCCUGACGGUCUCGGAUGCCAACAGAUACUGGUCAGUGGACGGCUUGAUCUGGCCACGUAAACGUCACACCCACGUGCCGCUGUGGAACUACUCCGUGUUAAGAAUACAGUUUUUCUUGGUGUAUUUCUUGGCUGGUUUGAAGAAGCUGGACAUGGACUGGGUGGGUGGAUACUCGCUGAGGCGUCUUGGAGACAGUUGGGUCUUCUUCCCCUUCCAGCUGAUUUUGACAACGGAGCAAAUCGACCUGUACCUGGUCCAUGUUGUGGGCUUGAUAUUUGACCUGUCUAUCGGCUACCUACUCUUCUUUGAUCUAACUCGCCCUGUAGCAAUGCUCUUCUGUGGCAGUUUUCACUUAAUGAAUUCGCAAAUGUUUUCAAUUGGUAUGUUUCCGUGGACAAUGAUUGCCACGAUGCCACUCUUCUGUUACGCCAACUGGCCUCGUGGCCUAAUUCGUAAGUUUCCCCGGCGACUGGAUUACCUGCUCCCAUUAGAGAGGCCACUCCAGCCCAGUCCGCACUGUGUUUACCUUAAGGGGCAGGUCAAGUCAGAGGAGGGGGCAGGCCUUGAAGGGUGCAGUAUAAAGAGCAGCGAUCUCCACUCCAAACCCACCGCAUAUCACAAGUUCCACGUGCUGAUGGUAAUGACGUACUUGGCCUGGCAAUGCUUCAUGCCUUACUCUCAUUUCAUAACCAAGGGCUACAACUCGUGGACAGAAGGUCUGUAUGGGUAUUCCUGGGACAUGAUGAUCCACACAUGGACAGUGCAGCAUCUGAAAAUAACUUACGUGGACAAGGACACAGGAGAAGUGGGAUACCUCAAGCCGGGUGUCGGGACCUCCCGGGACAGAUGGAGCUCCCAGCCCGAUAUGAUGAAGCAAUACGCCCGCUGUCUGGCUGGUAAACUGGAGAGAGACUUCAAUGUAACAAACCCAGCUAUUUACUUCGAUGUUUGGCGAUCCAUGAACAAGCGCUUUCAGCAGAGGAUGGUUGACCCGCGGGUGGAUAUCCUCACUGCUCCAUGGGAUCCCUUCACGGAUACCCCCUGGAUACUGCCCGUUUUAUCAGACUUAUCUGAGUGGAGGAUGGAGCUUAAGAGGAUCAGAGACGAGAUUAGUGAAGUCUGGGAUCAACAUAAGGUCGUCUUUGUGGCCGACUUCCCAGGUAUAUUCUGGCUCGAAAAGGGCUAA